GAUCAGUUAAUAAUCAGAAAUGAUUUUGAGACACAUUUAUUGCAUUUAUCUUACUAUAUCUUCACUCUCCACUACCUAAAACUAAAAGAGACCAAGACCUUAAGCUGAAGACGAAGGAAGCAAGAAAGAAACAGAGUAAACAAAAAGAAUGAGAGAAGAGAAGGACAAGCUGGCUCUUGUGUUGGCUGCAAAGUCAAGAUCAUUGCUGUACACUUCGUCACCUGCAACUCCAAGUGUGUUUGCUUCUCCUAUUCACACUCUAGCUUCUGUUCCUUUUUGCUGGGAAGAGCAACCAGGCAAGCCCAAGAACCCUCUUCUUCCUCUUCCUUACCCAAAAUGUCUUGAUCUGCCUCCACGCUUGCUCCUUCCGGGUGAAUUGCCAUUGCCUGAGAGGAAGCAUGGGCUCUUUGGGUUCAUUAGGAAGAAAGGGAGAGGGGACGUUGUCGUCAGGGGUAGUUAUGUCUUUCCGUCGGAGAAGGAGAGAGCAGGUGAGAUCAAUAAUAACAACAACAUGAAAAUCAUGAAGUUUAACAGCUCAGGGAGUUUCCAUGGUGGUGGUGGCUCUCUAAAAGGAUCUCACUUUUGGGGAGGUUUAUGUAAGGGAUUGAAGCAAGCAAUGCCAUGGAAGAAACAGAAGCUGAGAAGAGAGAGUCUUUGAGCAAUAUUGUCAACUGCUUUACAAGACAAACUCUGAUCAUCUUCUUAUCUACGUAUUGAGGAUCAGAAGAGCUACUAAGAGUGUAUGCAAGACUAGUAAUUUCAUCAUAUUGUAAAACUAUCAUCUUUGUGAUGUGUGUGUGUAUAAAUGUAUACUAUAUAUAUAUAUAAUUUCAAGACUCAUGAGCCAUGGCAAACAAAAACUUUCAAGCUUUUCCAUUACAUCUGAUAAAAAGAUGAAAAGAGUGUACAAACACAAAUGCCUGUAUAAAAAGUUCCAGAACAAGAAAAAAAGAUGGAGUCUUGGCUUAUUUCAUUUGCAAAUAGAAAGAGUUAAAGACAAAAA
Messenger RNA from Brassica oleracea var. oleracea, 1003 nucleotides. RefSeq lists its product as uncharacterized. NCBI's taxonomy places the organism in Eukaryota, Viridiplantae, Streptophyta, Magnoliopsida, Brassicales, Brassicaceae. The transcript has 2 exons. Bases 149 to 658 code for a protein of 169 amino acids. The record is from RefSeq and is a predicted model, not a curated record.